AUGACCAAUUUUGAAGAAAAAUUUCUUGAUGGUCCAAAUGUUGGUUAUUGCUCUUCUUCGGAUGAUGAACAAACUUUACCUAAAAAAGAACAAAAUUCAUCCAAAAACUCUUCAAAAUAUCAAAAAACAGGAAGAACUGGACCAAAAGGUGUUUUGGCUGAUUAUCAACUUUCUGAACAAGAAAAAUUUAUUGAACAAAGAGCAAAGGAGGCAGCGUUACUCAAAGAAGCGACUCGUUUUACAUUAGAAAAUCCACCAAAUAGACAAGAGGAGGAUGAUGAAGAAGAAGAAAUUGAAUUGAAAAGAAUUAGAGAACGAAGAGUAGAACAAUUGAAAAGUAGAGCAAAGGGUCAAGUUGUAAAAAUCUCUGAUCGUUUUGAAUUUCUCAAUUUAAUAGAACAACAAUCUCCUGAUGCUUUUCUUUUUAUUUUAAUUCAUCUUGAAAGAAAUGAACGUUGUGAACAUUUAAAUUUUGCCCUGCUCGAAUUAUCUGGUAUUUUGAAUAAUCAGGAAAAAAUGAAAUUUUACAAAAUUGAAAGUAUUGUUUUGGGGACAACUAAUAAAUUUACAAAAGAAGCACUUCCAGUACUUCAAAUUUAUAAAGCAGGACAAUUAAUUGGAAAUUUUAUUUGUUUGGAUAAGGAAAUGAAUGAAGACUAUGAUGGCCAAGAUUUGUUUAAAUUUUUAAAGAGAAAUGGAAUUUCUUUUGGUUAA
This is a messenger RNA of Meloidogyne enterolobii, 714 nucleotides long. The record is from the annotation of a GenBank genome assembly. NCBI's taxonomy places the organism in Eukaryota, Metazoa, Nematoda, Chromadorea, Rhabditida, Meloidogynidae.